CUGAGGCGAGGGGCACAAGCAGAGACAUGGACAAUGUGCAAAUGAUCGGCACUAAAAUCACAGCGAUCAAGGAAUACUUAUAUAAUUUCGCCCGGACCCACUCACCGACCAGACUGAUGAGCUCCGAAAACACGUACUCGCUCUCCAGGGAGCACUGUAACUUGAAAUAUUCGGAUAUCCUGCCGCACAAUGUCGAAGGUUAUCCAGCAACCAGGGAAUUCCUGAUGAAAGUGGUGGACAUUUUAUUGGAUUUCAUCAAGUCCACGAACGACAGAAACGCGAAGAUACUCGAUUUCCAUCAUCCCUCCGAAAUGAUGCGUCUCCUGGAUCUCGAAAUUCCCGACACCGGUUUGACACUUCAGCAACUUCUCAUCGAUUGCUCUACCACUCUGAAGUAUCAAGUAAAAACCGGGCAUCCCCAUUUCUUCAACCAAUUAUCGUGCGGUCUCGAUCUUGUCUCGAUGGCUGGCGAAUGGCUGACAGCGACGGCGAACACGAACAUGUUCACCUACGAGAUCGCGCCGGUAUUCAUUUUGAUGGAGCACGUGGUGCUUCAAAAGAUGCGAGAGCUCAUCGGCUGGAGCGGUGGCGACUCCAUUCUUGCACCGGGAGGUUCUAUCAGCAAUCUCUAUGCUUUUCUCGCUGCUAGACACAAAAUGUUCCCUGCUUACAAGGAACGAGGCCUCGCUGCUAUCGGGGGACAGCUGGUCAUGUUCACGUCUGACCAGUGCCAUUAUUCGGUGAAAUCAUGCGCCGCUGUCUGCGGGCUAGGAACAGACAACUGCGUGAUGGUUCCCAGUGACGAACGAGGACGUAUGAUUCCGUCGAAGUUGGAAGAACUGAUUCUAGAGCGUAAGGCCAAAGGACAUAUCCCAUUCUUCGUGAACGCUACCGCUGGAACAACCGUCAUCGGAGCAUUCGAUCCUAUUCCAGAAAUCGCUGAUAUCUGCCAGAGACACCAGCUCUGGCUGCACAUCGACGCGGCUUGGGGUGGAGGACUGCUUCUUUCGAGGAAAUACAGGCACCCGCGAAUGACAGGCAUCGAACGAGCCGACUCGGUCACCUGGAACCCGCACAAACUCAUGGGAGCGCUGCUUCAAUGUUCGACGAUUCACUUCAAGGAGGACGGAUUGCUGAUUAGCUGCAACCAAAUGUCCGCCGAGUAUUUGUUCAUGACGGACAAACUGUACGACGUGAAAUACGACACCGGUGAUAAAGUGAUACAAUGCGGGCGUCAUAAUGACAUCUUUAAACUCUGGUUGCAAUGGCGAGCCAAGGGUACAGAAGGAUUCGAGAAACAUAUGGAUCGACUGAUGGAACUUUCGGAAUACAUGGUCAGGCGGAUCAAGCAGAUGCCUGAUAAAUAUUACUUGAUACUGGAACCCGAAAUGGUGAACGUUUGCUUCUGGUACCUGCCAACACGCGUCAGGAACAUGCCACAUACGCAGGAGAGGAUCAAGAUUCUUGCAGAUAUUUGUCCCAUCUUGAAAGGCCGAAUGAUGCAAGCUGGAACGUUGAUGGUCGGCUACCAGCCAGACGAUCGGCGACCCAACUUCUUUAGAAACAUUAUUUCGAGUGCCGCGGUAACGGAAGCGGACGUCGACUUCCUACUGGCCGAAAUGGACCGGUUAGGCCACGAUCUGUAAGAAACCUGCCUGUUCUAAUUAGCUGCGAAAUCAGCCGCGGAGAUGCAGCUGAUUUCAUCGCAACAUCGUAUCGAAAGUGAUUUCCUGCUAUUAACGGGAGCGGGAGAACCGCGUCGCAUUUCACUGCGUGUACAAAAUCCGGAGGCCAAAUUCGAGGCUCGCAAUCAUGGUUACUAACUUAAGCAGACGUAAACCGACUCUCUCCUUUCUCUCGCGUUUUAUUUGCCUUUUUUCCAAUAAAAAAAUUCAAUUAAAAACUGUUUUUAAUUACUCUAAGAAAAGAGUUUUCCCUUUGUUUCAAUUCAAUUGAAUUAAAAUUUCACUCAAGAGGUUUUUGUUUUCCUGAGAUAUCUGGCGCUGUUUCCGCGAGUUCAAACUUUCAGAUCAAUAUCCCCUUCCCGAGAAAUGGAUAUUGCAAUGAAAUCGGACGACUGUUUUCAACGUUGUUUAAACAUUCGAGAUUAUAAAAUUGACGACAGGAGAGAGUCGGUCAUCGAAUCAUCGUUCGUAGCGCACGAGAAAUGCUUCUUCAGCAUAUUACGAAACAGCUACAAGAUCGAAGGAUACUCAUAGCAAGUAAGUUACUCUAGGUGUAAGCGUACAGCACAUCCGUGAAACGAAGAGUCAAGUUACAAAGCUCUAGCGAUGCUUCCGGCCGUAAAUGUUACUAGUUUUCAUUCCUCAGCGCUAUACGUACUCACUAAAGAGGGGAGAAAGAGGAGACGAAGGAGUAGCAACGACGCGUUUUCAUCGUAAAUUCAAGCAAUAGCGACAAAAUAGUUAAUCGCGCUUAUAGUGAUCGAGAGUAAUUGAUUUUCGAUUCGAGAGUACAUGUAUAUACACGUUCCAAUAGUUGGUCCCGUUCGUUUCGUUCAGAAUCGUUGUUGAAAGUUACAAGAUCCAAGAUGAGGUGGAAAUUCACGUUGCGUAAGCGUUCACGAGGAGACAAUAAGUAAGAAUGAAGCUGACGACAAGAAUUGUCACGAACGAGAAGAAAGAAAAAGAGAAACCCCAAAGAAAAUUGAACUUAAACUGAAAAUUCGUUCGAAGAGAACGAGAUAGAUGUACAAAAUAUUUUUACUUGGAACGGUACACUGCGGAGUAAUAUAGAAAUAAUGAUAUUAGUUCGCUUAGAGGGGUGCGUUACUUUGUUGAGAGAUUAAACGAAUUUGUUACUUAUUGAUCGUUUGCAAAAACACUAUAUAAUGCAAGAGGGGAGGGGGGGGAGGUCCGUAUCCAUUAUUAUAUACAAAAUGUACGUUAUUAUUUAUUAUUGAAGAGUUUCACCAAAAAAAUGGAGAGUAAUAUUUAUUAAAAUACAAAUUAUAGGAAAUAUAAAAAAAAAGUAUAAAUGUAUUUAAAAUUAAAAAAAAAAAAAGUAUAAGUAAAGAAAGCGUAUAUUAUAUAUAAAUAUAUAUAUAUAUAUAUUAUAUAUUAUAUUUAGCGUUGAGAUUUUAAAAUACAAAACACAAACCCAUGAAAGUACAUGCUUUUUCAAAUAUUGCGAACGGUUGUCAUUUAGUUCAUCGAUUACCUUUAUACACCGUUGGAAACUGAUCUUAUUACAUACUUGACAAAAGAAUCUCUUCUUAGAAAUUAGUUUUCGUCUUUUACACAACUUUUUAGGUGAACUCUGUCGAUCGUUAGCUCUGUCGCGUCAUGUACGUUGAUUCAUUUCAUUAAUAGAAAAGGAAAGAAGCACCGACUCAAAGGAUUACGAUAUUUUUGCCUCGUAACGAAACGACGAAGAAAUCUCAAUCUGUUCGACAGUGAAAAUAUAUAUAAAAAAAGAAAAAAAGGCAACAUUUAAAAACCGAACGACUCUAUAAAGAUUUUUCGAUUCACUCGCCAUUGAGAAAAAAAAAAAAAAAAAAAAGAAAAGGAUAAAGAUGACUCUAACCGUAAGUAAAUACAAAA
Messenger RNA from Frieseomelitta varia, 3563 nucleotides. RefSeq names its product glutamate decarboxylase (gene Gad1). Gene Ontology annotation, cellular component: cytoplasm. The coding region runs from base 27 to 1646 and encodes 539 amino acids. Gene Ontology annotation, biological process: carboxylic acid metabolic process. NCBI's taxonomy places the organism in Eukaryota, Metazoa, Arthropoda, Insecta, Hymenoptera, Apidae. Gene Ontology annotation, molecular function: pyridoxal phosphate binding; carboxy-lyase activity. The transcript has 10 exons. The record is from RefSeq and is a predicted model, not a curated record.